Messenger RNA from Carlito syrichta (Philippine tarsier), 3930 nucleotides. RefSeq names its product retinitis pigmentosa GTPase regulator interacting protein 1 (gene RPGRIP1). NCBI's taxonomy places the organism in Eukaryota, Metazoa, Chordata, Mammalia, Primates, Tarsiidae. Gene Ontology annotation, molecular function: thromboxane A2 receptor binding. Gene Ontology annotation, biological process: non-motile cilium assembly; retinal rod cell development. The record is from RefSeq and is a predicted model, not a curated record. Gene Ontology annotation, cellular component: photoreceptor connecting cilium.
AUGUCACAUCUGAUGGACCAUACAUCAGGGGAUCUGCCAGUCAGAGACACAGAUUUGAUACCUAUGGUGCUACAACCGUCAAAAGGUAAGAGUAUAAAAACACAACCACCCUUGAGCCGAAUGAACCGGGAGGAACUGGAGGACAGUUUCUUUCGACUUCGUGAAGAGCACAUGCUGGUGAAGGAACUUUCUUGGAAGCAACAGGAUGAGAUCAAAAGGCUGAAGACGGCCUUGGGGCGGUUGACCGCUACCGGCCGGGACCUGCGGGCGGCGCUCGCGGAGACCGCAAGGCGGCGGCGGAAUGCGGGGUGGCGGCAGCGCGCCCCCAUGCACCAGCACCCCCAGAGGCACCGACUGCCAGGGCAGCUCCAGCGCGUCAGCCCCUCGGCUCCCCGCCGCGCCCAGCCUCGCGUGCACGUCGGACCCAGACAGCUCCACACGGCCGGCGCGCCGGUGCCCGAGGAACCCGACAGGGGGCCAAGGGAAAGACUGAGCUACACAGCACCUCCCACAUUCAAGGAGCAUGUGACAAAUGAAAAUAACAGAGGUGAAAUAUCCAGUGAACCCAGCGAAUUUCUACUUCUUUUUGUGUUUGAUGUUCCUGGUUUUAAUAGUGUAAUUUCUUUCAGCAUAGUCAUUAAUAUGGUUAAAUUCAUUGAUCUAUGCAUGCCUGGCAGUGCACAGAUUGUGGCCAGCAAUAUGAUGCAAGUGGAAGAACCACCCAAGUCUCCUGAGAAAAUGUGGUCCAAAGAUGAAAGUGUUGAACAGAGGAGGUCAUUGGAGUGUGCUCAGAAGGCUGCAGAGCUUCGUGCUUCCAUUAAAGAAAAUGUAGAGCUGAUUCGACUUAACAAGCUCUUACACGAAAAGAAUACCUUAUUGGUAGUGACGAAGGCACAAUUAGCAGAAGUUCAAGAGGCAUAUGAAACCUUGCUCCAGAAGAAUCAAGGAGUCCUGAGUGCAGCCCAUGAUGCCCUCCUCAGCCAAGUGGAUGAGCUCAGGGCAGAGCUGAAGGAGGAGAGCAAGAAGGCUGUGAGCUUGAAGAGCCAACUGGAAGAUAUGUCUAUCUUACAGAUGACACUGAAGGAGUUUCAGGGUAGAGUUGAAGAUUUGGAAGAAGAACGUAAAUUGCUGAGUGACAAUUAUGACAAACUCUUAGAAAAUAUGCUGGACAGCAGUAAUCAGCCUCAAUGGAGCAAUGAGCUCAUAGGAGAACAGCUGCAGCAGCAAGUCUCUCAGCUACAUGAUCAGCUGGAUGCUGAGUUGGAGGAAAAGAGAAGACUCUUACUCGAGCUUUCCAAUGAGAAAGCCCAAAACGAGGAUCUGAAGCUUGAAGUCACCAGCAUGCUUCAGAAACAUAAACAGGAAGUAGAGCUCCUCCAAAAGGCAGCCACAACCCCCCAGUCUCCUGACAGGCAGCCUGAACCAGCCACUCACCCAGCUGUCUUCCAAGAGAUCACACAAGGAGAGCCCAGGGAACCAAAACGCCAAGAUGAAAACAAACUGUCCCAUAUGUUAAAUGAGUUGCAAGUGUCAUAUGCAGAGAUCACAAUGGAACUAGGAAAGACCAGAGACAUGCUUAUUCUGCAGCGCAAAAUCAACGUGUGUUAUCAGGAGGAACUGGAGGCAGUGAUGACAAAAACUGAUAAUGAAAAUAGAGACCACCAAGAAAAGCUGGAGAGGUUGAGUAAACUCCUAGACCUCAAGAACAGCCGUAUCAAGCAGCUGGAAGGUAUUUUAAGAAGUCAUGGCCUUCCAACAUCUGAACAGCUGAAAGAUGUCGCUUACGGCACACGACAGUUGUCGUUAUGUCUGGAAGCACUGCCAGCCCAUGGAGAUGAGGAUAAAGUGGACAUUUCCCAGCUGCAUCAGAGUGAGAAUCUUUUUGAAUUGCACAUCCACCAGGCCUUGCUGACAUCUGCUGCCCUGGCUCAGGCUGGAGACACCCAACCUACCACUUUCUGCACCUAUUCCUUCUAUGAUUUUGAAACCCACUGUACCCCACUAUCUGUAGGGCCACAGCCCCUCUAUGACUUUACCUCCCAGUAUGUGGUGGAGACAGAUUCCCUGUUCUUGCACUACCUUCAAGGGGCUUCCGCCCGGCUUGAUCUACACCAGGCUGUGGCCAGUGAGCACAACACACUUGCGGCUGGAUGGAUUUGUUUUGACAGGGUGCUAGAGACUGUGGAGAAAGUCCAUGGCUCAGCCACACUCACUGGACCUGGUGGAGAAGAGUUUGGGGUGCUAGAAUACUGGAUGAGGCUGCGUUUCCCCAUGAGACCCAGCCUACAGGCAUGCAAUAAACGAAAGAAAGCCCAGGUCUACCUGUCAGCCAAUAUGCUUGGAGACCGGGAGGCCCAGGAGCAUGAGUUCAGAUCAGAGACUCGGAAACCUCAGAAUGAGCUGCGGAUUGAAAUCACCAGGUGCUGCGGCCUCCGGAGUCGAUGGCUGGGAACUCAGCCCAGUCCGUACGCCAUGUACCGCUUCUUCACCUUUUCUGAUCAUGACACUGCCAUCGUUCCAGCCAGUAACAAUCCCUACUUUAGAGACCAGGCUCGAUUCCCAGUGCUUGUGACCUCUGACCUGGACCAAUAUCUGAGGCGGGAGGCCUUAUCCAUAUACGUUUUUGAUGAUGAAGACUCAGAGCCUGGCUCAUACCUUGGCCGAGUCCAAGUGCCCUUGCUGCCUCUUGCACAAAACAAAUCCAUUCAAGGUGAUUUUAACCUCACGGACCCUGCGGAGAAACCCAAUGGUUCUAUUCAAGUGCAGCUGGAUUGGAAAUCUCCCUAUGUACUCCCUGAGAAACCAGAAGCUCAGAUGGAGGGGAGUGUCACCAAAGACAGUUUGGACAUCUCAUCUGAAGAGGAAAAGAUUUCCUUUCCUCCCCAGGACCAGAUGGCAUCUGCUGAGAUUCCCAUUGAAGCUAACCAGUAUCAAGCCAGGAGAAAAGCUCCUAAGGAGGGAGAAAGAAAGGAAAAGGAACACCAGGUUGUAAACUACUCAAGAAGAAAACAUGGCAGAAGAAUAGGUGCUCAAGGAAAGAACAGAAUGGAAUAUCUUAGUCGUAACAUCUUAAAUGGAAAUACCCUUCAACAGGUGAACCACACAGAGUGGAAGUUCUCGGGGCUUAAGAGCUCCAUAGAUGAUGGUUUAAAAAAAUACACAGAAGAGGAAAUUACAUUAUCCCAUUCAGCACUGAAACAGAAGGAACCCCUGCAUUCUGUAAAUGAUAAAGAAUCCUGUGAACAAGCUUCUGAAGUGAGUGAAGCACAAACUACAGACAGUGAUGAAAUCAUAGUGCCGCCCUCGUCUCAGAAAUGUCUUAAGGCAGAUUCAGAGAAGAUGUGCAUUGAAAUUGUCUCUCUGGCCUUGUACCCAGAGGCGGAAGUUAUGUCUGAUGAGAAUGUGAAGCAGGUGUACGUGGAGUACAAAUUCUACGAUCUACCCUUGUCAGAGACAGAGACUCCAGUAUCCCUGAGGAAACCAAAGCCAGGAGAAGAAAUCCACUUCCACUUUAGCAAGGUGAUAGAUCUGGACCCGCUGGAGCAGCAAGGCCGAAGGCAAUUUCUGUUCACCAUGCUGAAUGGACAAGAUCCGGAGCAAGGACAUUUAAAGUUUACAGUGGUAAGUGAUCCUCUGGAUGAAGAAAAGAAAGAAUGCCAAGAAGUAGGAUAUGCAUAUUUUGAUCUGUGGCAGAUCCUGGAAUCAGGAAGAGAUAUUCAAGAGGAAGAGCUAGAUGUUGUUAGCCCUGAAGACCAGACUACUCCAAUAGGAAGACUGAAGGUGUCCCUUCAAGCAGCUGCUGCCCUCCAGACUAUUUACAAGGAGAUGGCGGAGGAUUUGUUUUCAUGAAGAAACAAGUGCUAAUCCGUUCUAAAGUCUCUAGUCUCCGAGGGAACCACAGUAAAAAGUCUCUUAUAAAGUAACUUGCUA